Messenger RNA from Bactrocera tryoni, 5675 nucleotides. RefSeq names its product adenylyl cyclase 78C (gene Adcy8). Bases 126 to 3905 code for a protein of 1259 amino acids. Gene Ontology annotation, molecular function: adenylate cyclase activity. Gene Ontology annotation, cellular component: plasma membrane. Gene Ontology annotation, biological process: intracellular signal transduction; adenylate cyclase-activating G protein-coupled receptor signaling pathway; cAMP biosynthetic process. The transcript has 17 exons. NCBI's taxonomy places the organism in Eukaryota, Metazoa, Arthropoda, Insecta, Diptera, Tephritidae. The record is from RefSeq and is a predicted model, not a curated record.
CAUUUGUGUUUUUGUUUUUUUAUUUCCUUACCAUUUGUGCUUCGUUAUGUUGUCAGCAAUCAGAUUGCAUUGCAUUUCAAGUGGUCGCAAACUUCAUAUUGUACACGGCAAUUAAUGUGGCUGGCAUGUACACCAAGUAUCUGACAGAUCGUGGGCAGCGCCUUGCUUUCAUCGAAACACACAAAGCCAUGGAACAUAAAAAGGAGUCGGAGAAGGAGUUGCAGCGAACGCAAAAGUUGCUGGACUCAAUACUUCCGAACAUUGUGAACAAUCAAAUACGAGCCGAAAUGUAUAAAGGCACCGAUCCCACCGUCGAAACCCAAUUCAAUAAGCUCUACGUAUACCCAAUGGAUAAUGUCAGUAUACUAUUCGCGGAUAUCAAGGGUUUCACUGAGUUAGCAAGUAAAACAUCCGCCCAGCAGCUUGUCAAAAUUUUAAACGAUUUGUUUGCACGUUUCGACCGUAUCGCCGAGGACAAUCACUGUUUGCGUGUGAAACUCUUGGGCGAUUGCUAUUACUGUGUGUCACAGUUCGAGAGCGACAACUGGAAGACGCGACCGGAUCAUGCGGUGUGCAGUGUGGAGACUGGACUGCAUAUGAUAAAGGCAAUCAAGGAUGUGCGGCUACACACGCAUGUCGAUUUAAAUAUGCGCAUCGGCAUUCAUAGCGGUUCGGUGAUGUGCGGCGUGUUGGGCAAUAAAAAAUGGCAUUUUGAUGUUUGGUCGAACGAUGUUAUUAUUGCAAAUCACAUGGAAUCUGGCGGUAUUCCCGGACGUGUACACAUCUCCGAGGCCACAUUGAAGUGCCUCAACGAGGCCUACGAAGUGGAGCCGGGCAACGGCGGUAGCCGUGACAAUCACUUGAAAAUGAUGAACAUCAAAACGUAUCUAAUCAAGCGCACCGAACCGUUACGGCCGAAACGUCGCUUUGGCACGCGCAGCAGUCAACACUUAGCCAACACCAUUGGCACUGCGACCGGUGGCAGUGAUGCCAGCACCCCAACCGCCGUUACAACACCCGCCAGCAUAGGCUCCAAAUCCAUACCGACCGCAGCUGGUGUUGAAGUUCAACAACAACAACAAGUGGGACAUCUGCCCGCCACACCACUCGCAACGCUGGCCGCAUUGCAGAAGAAGAAUAUUUCGGUGAACUCGCUGCCAAAUGUGAUGGAAGGUGUAGCUUUGGGUAAUGGUGGACGUGUAGGUGAUGGUAUUAAUGGCCCUAGCAGCAACGGUGCGGGCAGCGGCGGUGCUGCAGACUCAACUGGCUUAUCGACUGUCUCUUCGCCGACUACGAUGAUUGCGCCCAUAACAGUGGUCGAUCAGCAACCGCUAAAAAUGAACGGCGCAACAGCGAGUUCGCAGAAUCUGGCAAACACCAUCGACCCGAAAGCAUUAAUUAUUGAGGAUGAACCGACCACGGAAUGGACACCGGAAAUCCCAUUCAAAAAUCUCAACUCGCCGCAGGACGGUCUCAAUCGAAGUGAUUCGGUGUUGGUCGAUGCCAAACAAGACAAUGGUCAUUCAACGACCGCAUUGGAUGAAGAGAUUGACGAUUUUAUUGAACAAAAUAUACAAAUAAAUUCCAAUAAGGAAAUUAGACGAGAGUACCUGAAUACGUGGACCUUAAAGUUUAAAGAUCGAAGUCAAGAACAGAAAUUUUGUCAAUUACGGGAAGAUAUGUUUAGAUCGAAUAUGCUGUGCAUUUUUAUCAUAUGGCUAUUUAUUGUUAUGUGUCAAGUCAUUAUUAUUCCACGUUGUACCAAAUUAAUAAUUUGCCUAGUGGUCGGAACCAUAUGCUUAACCUUCUCCUGUGUGCUAGUCAUGGCUGAGGAGUUUUCAAACUUGCCACUUUAUCUGAAACAGAAUUCCGCCAAACUUGUACAUCAACGGCGACGCAGAACCUUCUUCAUUUGCAUUGUUAUAGUACUGAUGUCGGUUUUAAGUGCAAUUGGCUUGGCAAUUUGUCCGGAUUCCACAUACGCUUUCGACAAUACGGACGAUGAUAACAAUACCAAUACACAGUUAAAUAAUGGCAGCAACAAUGCCAUCAGUGCUUUAUUGGCAAAUGGUAGUGAGAAGGAAAUCAAGUUGAAUGUGUACUUAUCGGCGACAAUACAUCACAAUAUCACCAUUAAUGCUGCCAAUGGCACAAUCGUCGAUGCAUUCAUCACUGACAACCUCACAGCGGCACCAGCUGGCGAUCUCGUGCGGCAGAGUAUCGUUAAUGCGCUGAAUCUAACGCAAACACCAAUAAAUCUGCUAAAUGCAACGAGCAAAACAUUGGAUACAUUUGAGCAAUCUCCGCAUGGCAUUUUAUUGGCGGCGGCAGCAGCCACCUCACUCACCAACGCCAACACCAAUGACAACGAUAAUGAAUUGGAAUUGGGAGCUGCAAAUAGCACAGAGCUUUUCAACAGUUUCAAUGGGACAAAAGCUUUGGACGAGCUGAAGCAGAGCAAUGACUGUGCGCAUCCUGAGUAUAUAAUAUUCACCUGGGUGCUGUGUCUGGUGUCGCUGGCUACGGCCUUGAAAUUGUACUUUCUCAUCAAAACAUGUAUGGCGCUGGCGAUGGUUGCCUGCUAUAUGAUCUUGAUACUGGCAUAUCCAGCUUUCUACGAAUCGUCUGCAGCGAAUUUUGAGUACCAGCGUAUGGCAGUGCCCUUGGAUGUGCAGAUGCUGAUAUUGUUAUGCUCGUUUCUGGUAAUGGUGGCCUAUCACGCCCGCCUGGUGGAGGUCACUUCGCGUCUGGAUUUCAUUUGGAAGGAGCAAGCUGAACGUGAAUUAAUUAAUAUGAAAUCGAAUCGAGCACUCAACGACACAUUAAUUAAGAACAUUCUGCCCCAUCAUGUAGCUGCCUAUUAUCUCUCCGAUGAGCACACGGAUGAAUUAUAUUCGAAAAAUCAUUCAUUAUGUGGUGUUAUGUUUGCUUCCAUACCCAACUUUCAGGAUUUCUACUCGGAGGACAUCGAUAACGGAAAAGCAUGCAUACGAAUCUUGAAUGAAAUUAUAUGUGACUUCGAUGAACUUUUGGAGGAACCGCGCUUCGCCUCCAUCGAGAAAAUCAAAACGGUUGGCGCCACAUACAUGGCUGCUUCCGGUCUGAAUUCAGCACAUCUACACGCGCGCGGCGAAACAGCGGAAGACAGCGUUUGUGACCUGGUGGAAUUUGCGUUUGCUAUGAAGCAAAAACUAGAAGAGAUCAACAAGGAAGCAUUCAACAAUUUUCAGCUGCGCGUAGGCAUCUGCAGCGGACCGCUGGUAAGCGGUGUGAUUGGUGCGCGCAAGCCUGUCUACGAUAUUUGGGGCAAUACGGUGAACGUGGCCUCACGUAUGGACUCCACCGGCGAGAAUUGGCGCAUACAAGUGCCGACUAAAACUUCGGAAUUGCUAAAGGCCAAGGGAUAUACUUGUGUGAAACGCGGCGAGAUUAACGUGAAGGGUAAAGGCCUAAUGGUCACGUACUUUGUGCAUCCUAAAGGCGCCAGUGAAAGUCAAUUAUCAUCACCGGUGCGGCUGCCAGCGGGUGUGCCCUUAUCGCAGGCGCCCAACUUACAACGGCAGAUAUCGCAUCACGGUUCAUUCAGCGCCGUGGUUUUCGGCAUGUUGCAAGCAUCGAAACGUAGCACGACUAUUGCAGGCACACCGACUGGCACUCCCUCACCGCAAAUACGACGUGGUCGACGUGGUAGUACCUUCAGUUCGGUGCGCCUAUCGCAAAAGUCUACCACCAACAAUCCGGUGAGGCGGAAUACAACACGAGUGCGUGGUCGCUCCUAUCGACAAAAGAAGAGCUCGUCCAACAACUCGAUAGUAACACAGACCAGUAACUCCUAUAUAUCGUCCUUCCGACGCAUCGAUCAGAUCGAAACGACGCUGUCCAAAAGUCAUAACGAUGCUUUAUAGCCUAUGCGUAAUUGGGUCUAAGCUGCCCUGUGCAUGAACAACAACAACCACAAUUUUAAUUACUUAGUACUUACAUAAUGAACUUAUUUAUUGUUACUAUUAAGCAAUUUCUAGUUUAGACAUAUUUGAGAGUAUAUAUAUGUAUGUGUAUAUUUAUGUAGAAUAUAUUUGUAUGUCAAAAGUAAAGACACAAACACCACGGUGAGGCCCUGCAUGUAAACUGAUUUCAAUUAAGCGAAAAGUGCAUUUAUUUUUGAAGCAUUUUUUAAGUUAGUUAGACUAUUGAAUAGAUAAAAGCGUAUGUAUUCGACGAAUCAUUUACGUACUUAAUUAUCAGCAAUUCAAUUACUUAUGGCAAAUGUGAAUGUGAAAAGAUUUAGCUUUAUUUUAAAUUUAUGACAAGAAUAUUAAGAAAUUUACAAAAAAAAUAAAAACAAAACCUAGAAACUAAGAUAGCAAAGGACCGCAUAAAGUAAGCAUAUUUGUAUGCAUAUAUAAGAUACGUAUGUACAUACAUAUAACUUGCGUUCAACUUUGGUUAGAUUUUUAGCCAAGAACAGCCUUAUAGUUCUACGCCGACUCUGAACGGCUUAUAUUUCUUAUGUGAGCCUUUUUUAAGUCUAAUGUUACAAAUGCUGAGAAAUUUUGUUGAAAAUUUGUAUUUGAAAACGUUAUAUCGGCCAUUUCAAAAAACAGAGAACACUACAUACAACACUCUCCAAUAAAAAAAAAAUUUGGUUUCACGAUAUAUUCCUUUAUACAUAUAUAAUGUUGUAGGCAAAAAAUAGUGAGACUUUGUUUAUAAUUUUAAAAUUCCUAAUUUACUCCUCAAAAAACAUAUAGCACAUACCUUCAAUUGAGUAAAACCAGUUCCCGGGAGGGCUCGUUUGAGUUUGGUGAAUAACCAGAUGUCACACGGAGCUAAAUCAGGCGUAUAAGGUGGUUGCGGCUCGAUAUUGAUGAAAAAUUUGGCUAAAAAGUCUCGAAAAAUCAAUUCAGUUUGCGACGGUGCAAAAAUUAACGAUUGUCGGCCCAUAAUUCCUCUUGUUACGAAUAGCUUCGGGCAAACGACGCAUAACUCUCAAAUAGUGUUCCUUGUUGACAAUUUGGCCGGCAGGAUGGCAUUCAGAGUACACUACACCUCUAUAAUCGUAGAAGACUGGCAACAUGACCUUGAUUUUUGACCGCAUUUAACGUGUUUUUCGGAGUCGGCUCAACUCUGCCACCAUAUUCGGCCAAUUGAUUAUCUGUUUCCGAGUCGUAAACAUAGAUCGAAGACUCAUCGCGCGGCGCUGUUUUUCGCAAAAUUGUGAUUUUACUUUUCUUACGCUGAAAUGAUCUUUCAAAAUGGUUUUCACUGAUCCUUUCGAUAUAUGAACAAUACAAGUAAGAACGCUGACUGUUAAUCAUCGAGUCUCAAGCAUCAAUUCCUUUAUUUUGUUGACGUUAUGUUGAUGGCGGUCCUGUGCGAGGUUCGUUUGCAACGCGUUUCGUCCCUCUUUGACCAUUUGUACCAAUCAAAACCACUUGCUCUAGACAAAGAAUUAUCAACUAAGGCCUUUUCCAACAUUCUGUACCUUUGGGCAUCAGAAAUUUAAUUCCGCACUUAAAAUUUAAUGGAUCAUCUUUGUGGAAUAAUUUUACUCAUAGUAAAAAGCGCUGAAUGCACUUUGUGUACUUCAGAAAAAUAAGAGUAUACUAAGCUCUAAUGAUUAUUUUGAUGUGACAUUUGACAUAGAUGUCACUGACAGUCACAACCAAGAAAAAAAU